Messenger RNA from Melanotaenia boesemani (Boeseman's rainbowfish), 3383 nucleotides. Its product is annotated as low-density lipoprotein receptor-related protein 8-like. Bases 136 to 2079 code for a protein of 647 amino acids. The transcript is spliced from 14 exons. Lineage: Eukaryota; Metazoa; Chordata; Actinopteri; Atheriniformes; Melanotaeniidae. The record is from RefSeq and is a predicted model, not a curated record. Gene Ontology annotation, molecular function: protein binding; calcium ion binding.
AAACACAGAAACAUCUGUGCAACUGUGUGGCAGUUGUCUACAGACUCAGCUCAAAAACCUCCAGUGUGACAGAAAGACUCUUGCGUCAUAAUCUUGCGCCGCAUACCUCGUUUCUGUAGGACGCGUUGAACGAGCAUGGGGCACCUUGUAGUUUUAUUUCUUCUCAUCUCGCCGCUCAUCUACCGUCAUAUUCGAGGUCACUCUUUGCCUGUCUGCCACGAGCAACUGGGGUUCAGGUGCGGUGAUGGCUCGUGUGUCUCGAGUCUGAAGACAUGUGAUGGGCGUUCAGACUGUAAGGAUGGAUCAGAUGAACGCCACUGCGGCCAUGUGUGGUGUAAGAACGAUGAAUUUGCCUGCCAUAGCAAACAGUGUAUAUCAACAAAACUCUUAUGUGAUGGCGUUGAUGAUUGUGAUAACGGGAGAGACGAGGAUUCCUGCCACAACUGCACGGCUGGAUUCUUCUCCUGCGGGCCGUCCGGUGCAUGUCUGCCCAGAAUAAAGCUCUGUGAUGGGCGGACUGAUUGCAGAGAUGGACGGGAUGAGACCUGGGAAUUUUGUGGCUUGGCUAAGCCCAUGCCUCAGACUUCCCCUGCUUGUGCGGUGUCGGAAUAUCACUGUGGCAAUGGAGAAUGCAUCCGGCAUGCAUGGAGGUGUGACCACUCGCCAGACUGUUCCGAUGGCAGCGAUGAGGAAAAUUGUGAUCAGGAUGAGUGUCAGGUCAACAAUGGCGGCUGCUCUCAUUAUUGUGUGGACCAGAAGAUGGGUUUCUUCUGCCACUGCCCCGACAACAUGAAGCUGGUGGACGACAGCCAAUGUGAGGAGGUUGACAUGUGCUUGGAGGGUGAUGUGUGUGAUCAGCUGUGUGUUCACAUAAAUGGCAACCUCACCUGUGACUGCCAAGAGGGCUAUAACAGGACUCCAAAUGCCGGAGAAUGUAAAGCCAAAGGAGAAGAGGCUCAGCUGGUUUUCACCACCUCAAAAGGAAUACAGUUUAAUAGUCUUGUUAACAGUGAGAAUAAGGUACUGGCCCCACAUUUACCAGGACCGGGCCCUGUGGCAGUCGUGGCUUCCAACCGAACACUGUACUGGGCUCAACAUGGGCAAAAAUCCAUAUACAGGAUCUCAGUGGAUGAAAAGUCGCAGGAAGCAGUGUUGGUGCUGAAAGUCGAAGGCUCAGUGUCUGGCCUUGCCGUGGACUGGAUUCACAGACUUCUCUAUUGGACCAGUCCAGAGAGGGGUUCUGUUAAUGUGGCACUGCUGGACAGUUCCUUUCAGCAUCAGCUCGUCACAGGGCUCGACAGACCCUCUGCUGUUGCUGUGGAUCCUCUCCAAGGCUUCCUCUUCUGGACACAGUGUGGGAGCUCUCCAAAGAUCCAGAGGGCCAGCUUAAAUGGGAGCGACAGGAUAGAUCUGGUCACCUCCUCAGUUCACCAGCCUGUUGCCGUCUCUCUGGAUAUGCCUCGCCAGCUGCUGUACUGGUUUGACCAGGGAAUGAGGAGCAUCUCAAGAGUAAAUCUAGAGGGUCGUCACCGUAAAACAGUAGUACAAUCUAACGGCUAUCUGGACCGGUCAUUUGGUCUCGCUGUGUUUGAGGGAUAUGUAUACUGGGCUGAAGAAGUCACACGUUCCAUCUGCCGAGCAAACAAGCACAAUGGCAGAAACUUCCAGGUUCUGCUGUCUAACUUAACCUCACCAGGCGGUGUGGCCAUUCUUCAGCCUGCUCUUCAACCGAACGGACCGUCUGCGUGUGGACUUCCUGGGGUGGUGUGCCAACAUGAGUGUGCCGUUGACCUGCUGGCCAAGAGGCUGCAGUUUAGCUGCAUUUCUCCUCCUGCCAUUUCCUCUAAAACUACAUCAUCGACAUUAUCUGAUACUGCAUUUGCUGGAAUCCUCUCAUUAAUCAUGUUUCUCAGCAUGCUGCUGGUGGGAAUGGCUCUGUGGUGGUGGAGAGAAGAGUGCUCAUCUUCCAGGUCUUUUACUGUGCAAAGCUUCUCCCUUAAAGAGUCCCAAGAUCCUCUCAUCAGCCAGGAGCCACCUGUGGGCCCAAACACAUUUCUGGGAAAGGAAACCAAUGCAUGAGCUGGACUUGGAUGGUGAAUAAAGCUGAGUGAGCCUGUCCUGCUAAUAAUGUCAACCCUGUAGUGACUUCAGAACCGACACACCCAGCUGAUCAGACUCCAACCAGCCAACUCCCACCACUUCCCCCAGGAGGUAAACAUCACGCAAAUAAUGACAUGAAUAUUUGUGUUGUGGGAGGGGAGGAGGCCUGCUGUCAUUACUGUUGUGCCUUAAUUUUUAAGGGUAAUUUUAGUCCUGGCGACUGUCUAAGUGGACAGCACUGGACAAAUAGACUUCUAAUUUCUUUUUUAGAUAUCAACCAAAUGAAUAAAUGCCUUGGUUAAUGACUUGUUUAAAAUGUUAAGAGUUGUGUUAAAGCCUGAAAGUCUAAUUGAAUGAAUAACAGAUUAUAUAGAAAAAAAAGAAACCAAUAUAUUUCUGCUCUUUAUUUUUUUCCUAUAUUUGUUUUGGGCUGUUGAGCAGACAAAACAAGUAAUUGGUAGACCUUCCUUAAUUUUGUAUUAGAGAAGUUACCAUAUGCAAUACCUUUAUUUUUAAUUGCACUUUGUUUUCCAGUGUUUUGUUUCUAUCCUUUUUAGUAUUGUGGAUAUGUUUUACUGUAGAAUAUCAAACAGGAAUCAUGAUUAAUCUGAUUUAAGUAUUUGAGGAAAAACUCCUGCUGUAAGGUUUUCUCUUGGCCUUUGUAACUUAGACAUUUCUAUACAUGUUAGUGUCAAACUUCAGUAAGCACUGUGGACUGUGUGGACUGUAUGCUACCUGUUGGAUUUUGGAAUUUGUUAAGCCUAAUAUUUUAGGCUUAACAUGUUUCAUUUCUUAGCAUUUUUCUGCUCAGUUAAUCUUUGGGAUCACUCCUAUUUUUCCUUUCUUACAUUUAAAAGCUGGUGCUUAUGAUAUGUAAGAGAAUUUAAUGGUGUCUUUGUUCAUUAAAGCUGGAUCAGUUCUCCAAACCACAAUCCAUUUACAAGCUGAAAUUCAGCACAAAGUUGGAUGAAUUGCAACAAUACUGUUAUGUACGAGGGGAAAGAGAUGAGAGAAUAUGUUUAGUUUCAUGUUUGCUUUCUGAAAACUGGCUCUAAUAUGGGAACAAAAACGUGUGCUAUCUUUUGUGAAAUGUGUCAGUGUUAAUUAAGAGAUCAUUUUGUUAGUGUUUGCUGAAACUACUGAGUAGUGUGGUGGGUAUUUAUUUUCAAGGAAGCAUUUAUUUAUUUUGUGCAGCUUUACAAAUGCACACAUGUGGUUUAUUUGAAUGUAGCCUAACUCUGUUCAGUGCUGUAAAUGAAUCAAAUAAAAACCUAAUGUUUUCA